CAAAAUGGCGGCCCCGGUUUUACCGGGAUUUACAGGCGUAACGGGUAGACUUCAGGGGACAAAAUUGAUCCAGGGACAGCCCCUCUAAUACGGGGACUGUCCCGGGAAAUCCGGGACGUCUUUUCAGCUAGCUAAAAUAUAGUGCCAUCAUUAUAUAAUCUGCAACAAGAACCAAAUACGAAACAAGGGCCUGCCAUUAUCCAUCAGACAUGGCUUUUGAAAGCUUGUUCUCCAGACCCCCAAACCCAGCCCUUGACAAAAACAUGACAGACUCUGAGCAUGCAGGGGAUGAAAGGGAAGAUGGGGAAUUGGAAGAUGGUGAAAUAGAAGAUGGAGGUAUAGAAGAGCAGACUCAAGAUAUAAAGGAAGCAGAAGACCAAGGUGUUGUAAAACCACACAGGAAGUCGAGAAAGAGAAGGAGAAAAGAAAGGGAAAAGAAGAAGGAAAAACGCCGCAGACGAGAGAAACACAGGCACAACUUUCCUGGUAGUGAUAACAGCUCUGAGUACAGUGCUGAUUCUGACACAGAGCAUGGAGAAAGGCCACACAAAGAUAUUGUGUACAGAGAUUAUGAUGUCCAGUAUUCCCAGCAUGGGCCAGGGAGCUAUAUUACACCCCCAAAUGCAAAGCAUAAGAAAAAUGUAAAUGAUUAUGAUGAUUAUAGUAACUACAGUGAUGGUAACUACAACGAGGAGGAAGAAGAAGAUGAUUUUGUUGAACAGUUGAAACACUACAGACAAGCAAAGGAAAACUCAAACUUGGCUGAACCACCUUUUAAGAAAAACAACAUAAAAGGAAAUCAGCAAGGACGUGAACAACAGCAAACAGGAUUUUCAUAUGGACGAGGCCGUGGCAAUCAGAAAAAAUGUAAAGAUCGCGGGCGUGGAAGAGGUGUACAUAAAGGGCCAAAUCCUUAUUUUCAAGAUGGCUUUCAAGAGGAUUCUAAGCCAGUGAAGAAGUGGGUAAACUUGAGUCAAGAGUUCAUAAAUCUGCAUACAGUGGAGCACAAAGGAAAGCAGAUCUGCAAAUAUUUUCUGGAAAAACGUUGUAUCAAGGGAGACCAGUGCAAAUUUGACCAUGAUGCAGAAAUAGGAAAAAAAAGGGAGAUUUGCAAGUUUUAUAUACAGGGAUAUUGUACAAAAGGAGACAACUGCUUGUAUAUGCACAAUGAAUUUCCAUGCAAGUUUUACCAUACAGGAGCAAAGUGCUACCAAGGAGAUAACUGCAAGUUUUCACAUGAUCCCUUAACAGAUGACACAAGGGAGCUACUACACAAGGUUUUAAACACCGAAGAAGUACAGCAUGAAGAUGAAAACGGUGCAUCAGAAAUGCCACGGCAUGGAAAGUUUUAUAACCCACCAUACUAUGGAAUGCAAUACCAAGGAUGUCACCAACCAAUGUACAACUCUGAGCCGCUGCCGGAAUCUGGACCUAAUGUGUCGCCCAUGACUGGAGGAAUACCACCUUUUAAUGCAUCUACCAUGCAAAAUCCAGUGAUCAACAACCAGAGAGAUGGUUACAACUUAUCAAGCCCACCCUUUCUCCAAAGUACAGAGGAAGCAACCCACACAAACAGCUAUCAGUGUUCACAAAAUACAACUGGAUUCUAUGAUAACUACUACUCUCAACAGGCUGUUCAUAAUACACAGUCCUGCAACACGACAGAAAAAACACAGGGCAUUUUAUUUGCAAGUAUGAAUAAACAGCCUGAUGGAGUAGAACAAAAUGCAAGUCAGCUACAAAGAUCAGUUAGCAGAGAUGAAGAUGACAUUUCAAACUGGUACACAAGUAGUGAGGAAGAAGAUGGAAGUGGUGUGACCUCACUUUUAAAAACAUUAAGAAACCAAGCAAAUAUUGCAAGGAUGAAUUCACAGGAACAGCAGCCACUGCCAAUCAAUUGUGAUCCCAGACUGGCAAAAGACAGGGCAUUGAGAAUUCAAGCUUCAGAUCCCAGGGUAAAAGGCACUGAGGCACAAAAUCCUGGGAAUCAUGGGGACUCUGCUGAUCGUAGAGUUAUGCGUGAUCCCAGAAAAUUGAAGUCCGGUGACAUUUCAGCGAACAGUAAUGCAAAAACUGAGAGUACUCAAGUGCAAUCUGGAAGCAAGGUCACCCAGAAAGGAUUGGAUGACGAUGAGGAUGAUGGUGAAAAGGAACUGAGGGAAAAAGCAGCUAUAAUACCCCUAGAAAUGCUUCCUGGUGUAAAUCUAAGAGAUCCGCGAUGUAAGCUUAGGCAGUUCAGCCACAUUAAAAUGGACAUCUUAUUGACCAAACCAAAUUUUGCUAAGCUAAUUGUUUGGGCACCUGAGGAUUUACUUCCAGUUCCACCCCCUAAACCAGAUCAUGUUUCAUCAAUCAAUCUACCAUUGCCCCCACUUAUAGCUGAUCAAAGACUUAAUAAAUCAAAGAGUUUGCCAAACGAGUUCCACCAAUCUGCCCAUGAUCUCAGGCUGGAUCCAAGACUAGAAACAAAAGCUAAACAGGCAGUUUUACCAGCAAGAAACAGAUCAACAGAUCAAGGAGGUUUAAAUGUGAUUUUUAAUAAGCUCGGUGAUCCUCGGCUACAAAAAAAUCCUCAGUCCAGGCUUCAGAGAGCAGCCAGUCAUGAUUCCCAACCUGCAAUUACGAAAGAUCAUAAUUCUUCAAAGGCAGAUCCUCGCACAGCAGCAAGAUCGGCAUCUUUAACAGCAUCUGGUUUAUGUAAAUCUGAUCAAAAUAGUCUUCCACCUUAUGCUCCCAAGCUUUCCUCCCCAAACAUCAGGUUGGGGACACCAAGUUCCAUACUGAAAAACAUUAGUUUGUAUGAUCCAAGAAACAAUGAAACAUCAGUUGCCGUUUCAGACUCCAAGCCCACUAUUAAAGAUCCAAAAGAAGAGUCUGAAAAAAAUCUUGGAAAUCCGAACGCAUUGUGUAAAAGUGAGACAGAAAAGCUGAACAGUUCCACACAGCCAGCAUCCUCAACUGAAGAACCUGUCCAGCAAAACACAUCAGAGGAGACCGAGGAAAAAACGGUUGAUUCACCAAAUGAAAAAUGUAUAUUGGACAAACCUCAGCCGGUGCCUGAUGCACCUGAGCCACAACCUAGCGCAGCUCCCGCGGUCCAUAACCUUCCAGUUCAAGCUUUGGCAGGACUCAUGCGACCACAGUAUAAUGAUCAGCGGCAGGUUAAACCUGCAGGACAGGCAACACAAAUGCAAGGGACUGAUGUUGAUGGGAAACCAGAUGACAAACCACUGAAAGAUGUCUUUAAAACAUUCGAUCCAACAGCCUCCCCAUUUUGUUAGUUAUAUCUCCAUUGUCUGGAGAUCUUGUGAGAUGCAGUGAUGCGGUUCCUGUUGCUGGCUAGGUUAUGUACUCUGUUUCAUUGUAAAUUAGUAGCAAGCAUUUCCCUUUUUUUAUUUUUAUUUUUUUGGAACCACACGCAGAUGGACGCUUCUGCUUUUUUCAUAUUAUUUUUGUUGUUGCAGAUCCAUUGUAUUUGUUAAUCAUGUGAUCCAAGUGUCAUAUUAGGUUAUAUAAAGCACUUUCACUGUACAUAGCGCAUUAUAGGAAAUAUAUAUAUAUGUGUGUGUGUAUAUACAUAUAUAUAUGGUAUGUUGGUACUGUUUUUACCUAUGAAUAAACUGACAUUUGUACGACUGUAACAAGCAACCUUAUGUACAUUGCUGAUGCUCUGGUUCCAAGGAAAUAUGUGAAUUUGUAGGAAGACCUUUAAUGUAAAAGCAGACAUUGUGGGGAAAAAUCCUUUGAAGCCUCUUUCAGUGUAUUGCUAUUGGUAACUUAAAAUAUAUAUAUAUAUGUGUAACAAUCUUCAAUUGGUCCUAGAGCUGAAAUUGUGUUUUAAACAGUUUUGUUACAUGCUGUAAAUAUUGGGGAAAACAUUUCUGUUUCAGCCAGUUUUAUUUAAUUUUUCACAGGGACAAAGCUCUUCAUAAAGCUGUGGUUUAGACGGUGAUCUUAUGUAGUGCAUGACUAUUUUGUAUUUGCAUUUCUUUGUCAUUUUAAUACUUGUUUGCCUAUAUGGUUUUAACCCAAAUAUUUUUUAAAAAAUGAAGUUCUUUAAUGACGCACUUUGAUGUUACAUUCAAUGGCUCGUUCAACAGCAGUGCAAAAUAUAUAUUGUAACCAUCGUUCUAUCAGUGUAUCCAUCUACUUUUUUUCACUGUUUUAUAGAAAUUCUCUGCAAUCAAUAAAAUUAUUGUGAUGGAAUAGAAAAAA
Xenopus tropicalis (tropical clawed frog) is the source of this 4215-nucleotide messenger RNA. RefSeq names its product zinc finger CCCH type containing 6 (gene zc3h6). Gene Ontology annotation, cellular component: nucleus. Gene Ontology annotation, molecular function: metal ion binding; RNA binding. The record is from RefSeq and is marked validated. Lineage: Eukaryota; Metazoa; Chordata; Amphibia; Anura; Pipidae. Gene Ontology annotation, biological process: negative regulation of DNA-templated transcription; negative regulation of transcription by RNA polymerase II.